AUGUCAAAGACUGACUUCCGUGGCAGUCUAGGACCUUCGAAGGACAUCAACGCUCUAACACUUGAAAGUGAUGCACCAUCCUUGAAGCACAAAAUCAAUUUUGGUGACUCGGUCACCCCUCGAAAGCGAUGUAUUCUAGAAUCCUAUUCUACAGGCAACAUGUGUCAAGUUGUUGCGGUAUAUUCUGAUAUCAUGUCUGACAUUUUUAUGAAACGUCAAGUGGAUGUUCAACUAGGUCCCUUUGGGAUCAAAUGUGUGACACUUUAUGAGCCAUGCAACACCAAGACCUUCAUAUGGUCCCUACCUGCGGAAAUCCUCAUUGCUACCGUCGCACUUCUAGGAGCGCAAGAUCUGUGUUCUGUCACGCAAGUUUCUUCUCUGUUAAGAGAAAUCGCUGCUCCACUGUUCUUCAUCCAAAGAAACUUUCCAACUUCCCCGAAGAAUCUAUUUCACAUUCGUGUGGACUCGCCAAAUUUUGACGUCUUGUCAACUUGGAGACGAAUGGAUAAUUUUUGUCCGCCGCGUAUGGUGCUGAGUUGGCUGGAUUCUGAUUUGCGAUCCUCACAGAUAUCCGCAUUGUCGCACUUCCUCAAGUCCAUCCCCCACAAGUCGAUAACAUACAUCACACUGUUUUGGAAUUUCGACAUUUCCACUUCCCCAGUUCUCUCUCAAAUAGUUGCAUUACUAGAAAAUAUCUGUGCUUCUGACGUCAAAGAACUGACGUGCAUGGGUUUCUGUGAUGGUGCAGUCUCGCCGUCUAUCACUGGCCUUACCCGAAUCCAGGCGUGUAUAGGUGCGAACAACCUGAAAGCCUUUGAGGCAUCUUGCCGGGUGUUUUUUUCCCCAAAGAUCCUUCCUUUCACAAUCCAGACCAUCCGUCUUUCCCCCUGUUUGGAAAAACUUCGACUGAGUUCCAUCAAGCUCAGUGCUGCACACUGGGACAAACUCAUGCGCCACUUCACGAUCCCAACACUUGUCGAACUCCGAGUCGAUGCUGAUUCUCAUGAUGCAUCGCCCGACUACAUCACUUCCAUUUUACAUCAUUCUAGUGCAGCGAUGAUGUGUUGGUCGGGCACCCAUUUGAUGGUCCGCAUCAAACACUUGGUGAUUGACUGCUCAGAUGGUUCAGCCAGUGCUACAGGUGCUACAAGUGAUUCAUUGGCACUAUCUACGGCUUGGAUUCAAGCCCUUCCUCAAGUCAAGCGUGUUACUUUGCGAGGUUACUCGGCUACUGCUGCUGGGGAUCUUGUUGAUAUUAUGUGUAGCUUUGCUCCAGGCGAUGUCGAACUGGCUGUGGAUCUGCAGGUCUCACCAGAAUUUUGUUCGCUCGAAGCGAAUCUAAGUGCCAAUCUCAAAUAUGUAGCUCCUUGUAAUUUGGCAUCGCCCAUAACAACCCGAGAUCCAGACCUUGUCAGAUUAUCGACAGCAGCUAGUGUGCGCAAUGCUGCAACAUUGGAGAAGACGGCAUGCCUGGGAAUCCUGGCGGCAAAGAAAUACCCACCGCUACUGAAAACCGUCGACAAUCUCGCUGCCGAGUUAUUUGCUAUCACAUUAACCGACAACGACGUCAAUCCAGACAGUCACAGCAAACUCUGGAAUUCCUGUGCAGAAGUUCAGCAGGAGAAGAGACAAGCCUAUCAUUCUCUGGAUGGUACAGCUACAUUCAUGGUAGAUGACACGCAACACAUUGCCCAAGAUCUUCAGGCUGCUGAGAAGCGACUGCUGCUCAAAGGCUCAAGAAGCUUUGGAUAUUGUAGAACCAUCCGAGAUGAACUGGCUGUGAUCAUGAUGGCCCUAAGAAACGUCAAGCACAAGGUCUCAUGCAUCGUUUCUCAUAGAAGUCAGCUAGAGGGGUCGUGCAAUGACAUGCACAGACUCCUCUGUGACAAGGAAGACGCACUUUCUGUGUCAUCCGAGCCGAUUGAAUUUGAUUCGUGGGCUGUAUCUGUCGUCAUUUUUGGCAUCAGUCGCAGACAUGGGGAGUUUUUCAUGGGAGUCCUUGCCCUCAUUUUGAGCCUUGCUAUGGAGGCUCAGAACCCUCAUUCUGAGUCCCGCCGUCAAAACACACACUCUCAAAUCCCACGCUCUAUGGAAACCGCCCUAUCACACUUCAAGCUCGAUGGCCAGACUACAGCUUGCGUGCCCUCUGCUGAUGGAAAAUUAGAACCAAUCAAAAUAUUCCUUUAUCACCACUUCCACAACUACCUCACUGGAUUGCUGUCUUGUCCCAACCUUGAAGUGUUGAUGGAUAGGCCUUGCGAUGAUUUGCUGGCGUCUAUUGGCAGCCCACCUCAUAUUAUCAAGGAUGUUUGGGAUGCCAACUUCUUUCGCACUUUCAAAGGUCCUUCCGGGCAAUCCCUAUUUAUCGAUAGAGGCACUGAGGGUCGAUACACUUUCACGCUCAACCUUGAUUUUUUCAACAUUGAAGGCAAUCUCCAACGAAAUGCCUCGACCUCUACUGGCAUCAUCUCAUGUGCAUACAUCCAGACUGAAGAUUGGGUUCUUAGGGACAAGAACGAAGUUCAUCACUAUGCUGAGCUCUGGAAGAAUGCUGAAACUUCGGUUGAGCGCAACAAAUUGUUUUCAUUGCACAGUGUGCGAUGGUCAACACUCUGGAGGUUAUCAUACUGGGAUCCCUCUCAUCAAAUUGUGGUCGACAAUAUGCAUUGCCUCCUGGAGGGUCUCGUGCAUGCUCAUUUCCAUGAAUUUCUAGGCCUCACAGCCGACUCCACCAAUCUGCAAGUUUGA
Messenger RNA from Suillus discolor, 2748 nucleotides. RefSeq lists its product as uncharacterized. The record is from RefSeq and is a predicted model, not a curated record. Lineage: Eukaryota; Fungi; Basidiomycota; Agaricomycetes; Boletales; Suillaceae. The transcript has 17 exons. The coding region runs from base 1 to 2748 and encodes 915 amino acids. Gene Ontology annotation, molecular function: protein binding.